AUGACGGAGGAGGAGAGAGGGGGAGAAGGAGAGAGAGGGAGAAGGAGAGAGAGAGGAGAGAGGGGGAGAAGGAGAGAGAGGGAGAAGGAGAGAGAGAGGAGAGAGGGGGAGAAGGAGAGAGAGGGAGAAGGAGAGAGAGAGGAGAGAGGGGGAGAAGGAGAGAGAGGGAGAAGGAGAGAGAGAGGAGAGAGGGGGAGAAGGAGAGAGAGGGAGAAGGAGAGAGAGAGGAGAGAGGGGGAGAAGGAGAGAGAGGGAGAAGGAGAGAGAGGGAGAAGGAGAGAGAGGGAGAAGGAGAGAGAGGGAGAAGGAGAGAGAGGGAGAAGGAGAGAGAGGGAGAAGGAGAGAGAGGGAGAAGGAGAGAGAGGGAGAAGGAGAGAGAGGGAGAAGGAGAGAGAGGGAGAAGGAGAGAUAGAGGAGAGAGAGAGAGGAGAGAGGGGGAGAAGGAGAGAGAGGGAGAAGGAGAGAGAGAAGAGAGAGAGGGAGAAGGAGAGAUAG
Messenger RNA from Mizuhopecten yessoensis (Yesso scallop), 495 nucleotides. RefSeq names its product octapeptide-repeat protein T2-like. The record is from RefSeq and is a predicted model, not a curated record. Lineage: Eukaryota; Metazoa; Mollusca; Bivalvia; Pectinida; Pectinidae. The coding region runs from base 1 to 495 and encodes 164 amino acids. The transcript has a single exon.